Cotesia glomerata is the source of this 1320-nucleotide messenger RNA. RefSeq lists its product as uncharacterized. Gene Ontology annotation, biological process: deoxyribonucleotide biosynthetic process. Gene Ontology annotation, cellular component: cytosol. The record is from RefSeq and is a predicted model, not a curated record. Gene Ontology annotation, molecular function: ribonucleoside-diphosphate reductase activity, thioredoxin disulfide as acceptor. Bases 1 to 1320 code for a protein of 439 amino acids. NCBI's taxonomy places the organism in Eukaryota, Metazoa, Arthropoda, Insecta, Hymenoptera, Braconidae. The transcript has a single exon.
AUGUCGUUUUUACAAGUACAUUCGUGUGAGUGUGCUAAAACUGAGUUAGAAUUAUUUACUCUACCGCCGACCCAAACAACAAUUGAAAGUUCCCAAUGGGUUCAUUAUAAACCAAUUUCAUCAUUGACUGAUAACUCGCCGAUAGAAUUUUUUGUUCAAGGACAAGGGGAUGAAUACAUUGAUUUAGCACAUACGAUGCUAAGGUUAUGCGUGGGUAUUACCAGAAGAAGCCCUGUGACAGCUAGCGCUCACCCUCCUCAAGUAGCACCUAUAAACAAUUUUAUGCAUUCAAUAUUCAGUCAAGUUGAUGUGUUAUUCAAUCAAAAACCUGUAUCAACACCUAAUAAUUUAUAUCCGUACCGGGCAUACAUAGAAACUUUAUUGAACUACGGAGCAGAUGCCAAAAAAUCGCAUUUAACUACUGUAGGGUGGUGCUGUGAUACCCCUGGAAAAAUGGAUAGUUUAACCGACGAGAAUUUAGGCUUGAAAAAACGUAAAGAAUUAUUAACGUGUGAUUUUAAAACAGCAGAUUUUAUUGGUCAUCUACAUUGUGACGUUUUCAAUCAAGAAAGAUUUUUAAUCAACGGUGUAGAAAUGCAAUUACGAUUAACAUGUGCACGUGAUGCUUUUUGUCUAAUGGAUGACACAGUAAACGGUUGUGCAUACAAUAUUAGUGACGCUAGUUUAUUAGUGCGUCGUGCAAAAAUUUCACCAGGAACACUUUUAGCACACGCCCGUAUGUUAGCUAAAACUACUGCUAAAUAUCCACUGACCAGAGUUGAGGUUAAAGCUGUUUCAAUGGCAGCUGGUGUACGUGGCGAGACUAUGGACAAUAUCCUUCAUGGCCAAAUACCUAGACGUUUAAUCAUCGGUUUUGUUGAUAAUAAAGCAUUUAACGGCGAUGCUUCGAUGAAUCCUUUCAAUUUCCAAAAUUUUGGGAUUAAUUAUUUAUCACUAUAUGUUGACGGUCGGCAAAUACCGUCAAAACCACUCCAGCCUGAUUUUGGAAACCGUAUGAAUCACAUAGACGCUUAUCACACGUUAUUCUCAGGCACAGGUAUUCAUUUUUUAAACGAAGGGAACUCUAUAGACAGAUUUGAUUACCCUAACGGCUAUUGUUUAUAUGCUUUUGAUUUAACGCCCGAUUUAUCAGCUAAUAGUAACACUCAUUGGAAUUUAAUCAAACAUGGUACAGUUCGUAUAGAGGUUAGAUUUGAUAAAGCACUGGCUACAACUACAAACUGUAUAGUAUAUGCCGAAUAUGAAAGUGUUUUAGAAAUAGAUGCUUCGAGACAAGUAACUAUAGAUUUCGCCGGGUAA